Molecule: messenger RNA, 6070 nt
Organism: Scophthalmus maximus (turbot)
Lineage: Eukaryota; Metazoa; Chordata; Actinopteri; Pleuronectiformes; Scophthalmidae
Product: peripheral plasma membrane protein CASK-like
Exons: 28
Coding region: 1218-4043 (941 amino acids)
Biological process (GO): protein phosphorylation; regulation of neurotransmitter secretion
Cellular component (GO): cell-cell junction; basolateral plasma membrane; plasma membrane
Molecular function (GO): protein kinase activity; signaling receptor binding; ATP binding
Source: RefSeq, a predicted model, not a curated record
CUGGAUAUUCGUGUGGCUGACAUGCAGAAUGUGUCAUAAUAAGUUAUUACCGACAGAGGUAAUAAAUUUAGGGAGGAAUGAAACUGCAUGUUGAAAGGAUGGAGAUAAGCAGGGGAAAGGCUGACGUAAGGUGAUGGGCUUUGGAUGGUCGACGCCUGCGCGUGAAACGCUGGAUGCAACCGUUGGAUGAGAUUAGGAAACUGCGCCUAAAUCUAACCCCCGUCGAGCGCCCUCUUGGCUCGAGCGACGGCUGCAACGCGAACCGGGGGCCCGCUCGUGGCGCGGCCAUUUUGGCUCUGGUCUGGACCAGCUUCCCGGGCGAUAGAGGGAGGGGCCUGGCAUUUCUGGAAGUCUGAGGAGCAGCCAGUCAAAGGCGGCCAGCAUCCGAGCCAGCACGGGAACCGGAGCAACGGCGGGCGACACGGUGGAAAUACGGGUUUCAUUUCAACAUCUGCAGACGGUGUGCGUGCACCGGGGCCGCUGUCGACAUGAACGCGAAGGUCUUCCACCUGGGCUCGGGGAGCUAGGGAGAAUUCUGCAGCCCGCUCACAUUACGUCUGCGGCGGGAUAAGCCAUCGGUGAUACAACUGGGUGUACGCGGCGCGAGGAGCCCCAACCGGUGAUUCCAUCGACAGCUAGCUUAUAUUUGGACCUGCUAGUCGACCAUCCCCCCCCCCCCUCCCAGAGCCCCGUUAGCUUGCGGUGCGGGGAGCACAUCGGUGCGGUGCGGUGCGGGGAAGUGUCCGUCGGAUGUUGCCGAGGGGAGUCCCUCGUAUCGGGCGGUAUCCAAGCAGCGCGGCGCGGAGGCGAGGCGAUGCGAAGUGGGCUUGGGUGUUUUUUUUUUUCUGCCAACGAACGAGCGAGGACAUCUCCACGCCCUGGGGUCCGCUCCGUGGACACCGUGUAGCUAGCUCGCUGGCUAGCCGAGCCCACCGCCGGGGGGGACUGGUGAAGGUGGGGCCGCCGAGUGACAGCCUCGGACGACAGCUAAUGUUGCUAGCAGGGUAACAUCUCGAGUGAGUUGUUUUUUUUCCCCCCUCCUCCCUUCUUCUUCUUCCCCCUGACACUGACAUUCGGGGAAGGGGAGUUAAAUCACCGGCAGUGUCCAUUCGGGCACAACAGUGACAGAGAGAGAGAGAGAGAGAGAGAGAGAAACACACGUUAUUAUUGAUUCCUCCCUGCACAUCCUCCUGGGGAGAGCAUCCUCGUCUACCUGCAUGACGAUGGCGGACGACGACGUGCUGUUCGAGGAUGUCUACGAGCUGUGCGAGGUGAUAGGGAAGGGUCCCUUCAGCGUGGUGAGGCGCUGCAUCAACAGGGACACGGGCCAGCAGUUUGCCGUAAAGAUCGUCGAUGUGGCCAGCUUCACCUCCAGCCCGGGCCUCAGCACAGAGGAUCUGAAGCGAGAGGCCAGCAUCUGCCACAUGCUCAAACACCCUCACAUCGUGGAGCUGCUGGAGACCUACAGCUCGGACGGCAUGCUCUACAUGGUCUUUGAAUUUAUGGAUGGAGCAGACCUGUGCUUUGAAAUAGUGAAGAGAGCAGAUGCCGGGUUCGUGUACAGCGAAGCAGUGGCCAGCCACUACAUGAGGCAGAUAUUGGAGGCACUUCGAUACUGCCACGACAACAAUGUGAUUCAUCGCGAUGUAAAGCCUCACUGUGUGCUGUUGGCCUCGAAGGAGAACUCUGCUCCGGUCAAGCUCGGAGGGUUUGGAGUGGCGAUACAGCUGGGAGAGUCUGGAUUAGUAGCUGGAGGUCGAGUCGGUACCCCCCACUUCAUGGCCCCCGAGGUGGUGAAGAGGGAGCCGUACGGCAAACCGGUGGACGUGUGGGGAUGUGGCGUCAUCCUCUUCAUCCUCCUGUCAGGCUGCCUGCCUUUCUACGGCACCAAGGAGCGCUUGUUUGAGGCCAUCAUUAAGGGGAAAUACAAGAUGAACCCGCGCCAGUGGGCCCACAUCUCGGAGAGCGCCAAAGACCUGGUGAGACGCAUGCUGAUGCUGGACCCCGCCGAGAGGAUCACCGUCUACGAGGCCCUCAACCACCCCUGGCUGAAGGAGAGGGACAGGUACGCCUACAAGAUCCACCUGCCCGAGACCGUGGAACAGCUGAGGAAGUUCAACGCCAGGAGGAAGCUGAAGGGUGCAGUUCUGGCCGCUGUUUCCAGCCACAAAUUUAAUUCCUUCUAUGGCGACCCCCCAGAGGAGCUACAUGACUUCUCAGAUGACCCCACCUCCUCAGGACUGCUAGCUGCCGAAACAGGGGCAGUAUCACAGGUUUUGGACAGUCUAGAGGAGAUCCAUGCGUUGACAGACUGCAGUGAGAAAGACAUGGACUUCCUGCACAGUGUCUUUGAGGAUCAGCACCUCCACACCCUGCUCGAUCUUUAUGACAAAAUCAACACCCGGUCGUCUCCUCAGAUCCGAAACCCUCCCAGCGAUGGAGUGCAGAGAGCUAAAGAGGUCCUGGAAACCAUCUCCUGUUACUCAGACAACAUGGAGGUCAAUGAGCUCCGGCGGAUCCUCACACAGCCACACUUCAUGGCUCUGCUGCAGACCCACGAUGUGGUUGCCCACGAGGUGUACAGCGACGAGGCGUUGAGGGUGACCCCCCCGCCCACGUCCCCGUACCUGAACGGAGACUCCCCAGACAGCACCAACGGAGACAUGGACCUGGAGAACGUCACCAGGGUGCGCCUGGUCCAGUUCCAGAAGAACACCGAUGAACCCAUGGGCAUUACUCUGAAAAUGAACGAACUCAACCACUGCAUCGUGGCCCGCAUCAUGCACGGUGGAAUGAUUCAUCGACAGGGGACUCUGCAUGUCGGAGAUGAGAUCCGAGAGAUUAAUGGCAUCAGCGUUGCCAAUCAGACAGUAGAGCAGCUCCAAAAGAUGCUGAGGGAGAUGAGGGGUAGCAUUACCUUCAAGAUUGUGCCCAGCUACCGGUCCCAGUCCAUGUCCUGUGAGGAGUCGCCCGACUUGUCCCAACAGUCGCCUGCGAAUGGCCAUGCUAGUGUCACCAGCUCCAUCCUGGACCUGCCCUCAACGAUUCAGCCCAAAGGCCGUCAGAUCUCCAGACCUACCAUCAAGGACAAAUUGUCCAUCAAGAUCUACGUACGCGCGCAGUUCGAAUACGACCCGGCGAAAGACGACCUCAUCCCGUGCAAAGAGGCAGGCGUUCGCUUCCGGGUGGGGGACAUCAUUCAGAUCAUCUCCAAGGACGACCACAACUGGUGGCAGGGAAAGCUGGAGAACACCAAGAACGCCACGGCGGGCCUCAUCCCCUCACCUGAGCUACAGGAGUGGCGUGUUGCAUGUAUAGCGAUGGAGAAGACCAAGCAGGAACAGCAGGCCAGCUGCACCUGGUUCGGCAAGAAGAAGAAACAGUACAAAGACAAGUACCUGGCCAAGCACAAUGCAGUGUUCGACCAACUAGACCUGGUGACAUAUGAGGAAGUGGUCAAGCUGCCGUCGUUCAAGAGGAAAACGCUGGUUUUGCUCGGUGCACAUGGAGUUGGAAGGAGGCACAUCAAGAAUACACUCAUUACCAAACAUCCAGACCGCUUUGCCUACCCCAUCCCCCACACAACUCGACCCCCAAAGAAGGACGAGGAGAACGGAAAGAACUACUACUUUGUGUCUCACGACCAGAUGAUGCAGGACAUCAGCAACAACGAUUACCUUGAGUACGGAAGCCACGAGGACGCCAUGUAUGGAACCAGGCUGGAGACCAUCAGGCAGAUCCACGGACAGGGCAUGAUCUCCAUCCUGGACGUUGAACCGCAGGCACUAAAGAUCCUCAGGACUGCCGAGUUUGCUCCCUACGUUGUCUUCAUCGCUGCUCCUACCAUCACCCCAGGCAUGACUGAGGACGACUCCCUCCAGCGGCUCCAGAAGGAAUCGGAGAUGCUGCAGGGGACCUACGCUCACUACUUUGACCAGACCGUCAUCAACAACGAGAUCGACGACACCAUCCGCAUGCUGGAGGAGGCCGUGGACCUGGUGUCCACCACGUCCCAGUGGGUCCCCGUCUCCUGGGUCUACUGACACGCAGUCGCCGCCCUGAACGCCCCGGCUCUGGUCCAAUGCGGCUGCUAAACUUUGUUCAGAGCCCGCCGGGCCACGGCCCUCUCAUCAGAAUCACACAUUUCUGCAGAAAAACUUGUUGGGGGAAAAAAAGAAGAGGGAAAUGAAGGAACUGAAAACUCUGACGCCUCAUUACAGAGACUUCAUCCUGCCCCCCAUCCACUUUCUCUCAACAGCCUGAGAGGCAUAUUGUUGUGUACAUAUAUACAUAUAUAUAUAUAAAUAUAUAUAUAAAUGAUAAAAAAAAAAACCCAAGAGAACAUGGCUCUGUCCUCAUAUAGUUGAAGGGUGGCGAGUGGAGGGGCAGUGUGGUAGAUAUUUUGUACUUUUCUUUUGUAAUUGAUGGAUGGGUGGUAAUAGUGGUGGCAAUAGCGAGCAUGACCAUAAAGCAGUCUUAUGUGGGUGCCUGUGUGUGUGUUGACCUUUUAAGGCACUUCCUGUGGUACUGUGUCCUCUUCCCCCCCCCCCCAACCUCGGCCCCUGUGACCAACAAGCCGAACUCGGAAGCACAUCUGAAGCUGCUAUAGUGGCGACAAGUAACUCCCUCAGCUCCAAAUGAAAGUUUGAGUGAAGGAAAAAAAAAAAAAAGCACAGGAAACUUGGCAGUUUCUCCCCCCGUCCCGGCCCGCCCUGCCCCGGCCCGCCCUGCCCCGGCCCGCCCCGCCCCGGCCCGCCCUUUAUUAAUGUCACUGGCCUUCUGUGCCUGUCAGUUUGUUGAAGGAGCACACUUCCUCCCUCUGUGCCGUCUCUCCCCGUGUCCCUGCAGCCCGUUGUUCCCCUCUACCAACGAUCUUUGUUUACAUCUCCGUUUGCACAAAAUGAAGACGGAAAGAAGCCGUGCACUGCAUCCCGUCCCCUCAGUUUUCAUUUCGUCUUGCCCACUCUGCUCGUCUUCACGCCUCUUCCCUCCGUACAAUGGACAAUGGAUGUGGAACUAUGUUCUUGAGGCAUUGACACAUCCGCCACUGAAAUCGGCUCCUGGACUGGAAUGCGGUUUUUUUUUUUGGUUUUUUUUUUUAACUGAUGGGAGAGGAGGAAAAAUAAACUGCCUUAUCAGAGCCUCGGGAAGGAGCCGCUAACACCUAUGCACCGCCCUGGUUUCUGCCAGGCAGACCGCCACGGCCAUCUUCUUUCCCCACUCAGAGUCGCACUUGUUAAAAAAAAAUAAGUGUCAAUAGAAAUGUGUGUGGAAGGGGAGGGGCCUCUUGAAGGUGGGCUUAAUCAAUUCCCAGAGCCACCCCUUUGGAACCGUUAACUGUUGUCUUGAAAAAUAUGAGUAUUUCCUGUUUUGAGGGAGAGAAAAAUAACAAUUUGUGUGUAAAUGUUUCAGUGGUGCGUACGUCAUGAGUGUACUACCAAGAGCCAGUGUAUAUUAACCCUUAAAAGAAGCUCAGUAAUGUCAUAACCUCUUCAUGCUUUACCAGAAGUGGCACACGGCCCCCGCACCGACAGUAACUCAGUAUGUUCGACACGUGCGUCGACGGCUUGGUGGAAAAACUAAACGUAUUUUAAACUGGCGUCGCUGUUGUGCCACUUCAAGUAAAGGUACCAUUUAAAGUCCUGUGUAAAUGACCUCUGCAAACGACAAAAGCAGCUCUUCUCUAUGAAAUGGUGUUUCUUUUGUCAUUUAAUUUUUUUUUUUUAAAUAUAUAUAUUUCCUUUUACGUGUUUAAAGAAACCUGCCUCGUCUUUAUUUUCAUUUCAGAUGCGAGCGAGCAUGUGCCAUGGUAACGUGGCUAGAAUUAUUUUGUACUGUCCUACAUACAGAGCGAGGCGAGAGGGUUUUAAUUCAGACAAACAAUGGGAAUGGUUCUUUUUUAACAACAAACAAUUUCUGGAUAUUGCCUUGUAGCACUUGUAACAAGUGAAGAUUUGUCUAUUGGAUUUCUCAGUGAUCCCUUUUUAAUGAGACACUACGCAAGUUUCAUGCCCACAAGAAAAGCAUAAUGAAGGUCUACAUAAAAUCAGUCUCCUCAUAAAUAAUAUUG